Aureobasidium vineae is the source of this 1614-nucleotide messenger RNA. The record is from the annotation of a GenBank genome assembly. NCBI's taxonomy places the organism in Eukaryota, Fungi, Ascomycota, Dothideomycetes, Dothideales, Saccotheciaceae.
CGCAUGAACGGAUUGAGUGCGGUUACAGAGACGUUAGUGUCUCGCGAUGGUGGCAGUCACGCUGCUCAGAUCUCGUCCAUCACAUUGGGAGCUGCCGUAGUCUGCACUGUGUGGUAUGCUGCGGUCUCGUUGGUUUGCGUCGUGGGAUAUACGCAGUUACGUCACUAUUCGCAGCCGCCGUCGAAGCCUCUCGUCGCCGAUUCAGAUGCACCGCGUGUCACCAUCAUUCGACCUGUAAAAGGCCUCGAGCCCAGCCUCUACCAAUGUCUGGAAUCGACCUUUCUUCAGGAGUACCCAAAGGACAAAUUGACAGUUUUUCUCUGCGUGGCUGAUCGCAAAGACCCGGCUUUCCCUAUCCUACAGCAACUCAUCAAGGACAAUCCGAGUUUCGACGCUCAUGUACUGGUUGAAGAGGAAGAUCCCGAACUACAAGGAGAUGAUGCAGACACAAGACUUGGUCCCAACCCCAAAGUCAGAAACAUGAGUCGCGCAUACAGAGAGGCCAAAGGCGACAUUGUGUGGAUCAUUGACUGCAAUGUUUGGGUCAACAGGGGUGCUUGUGGCAGAAUGGUCGACACCUUGAUCGGCAACCGAGGCAUCAAGAAUAAAUUCGUCCAUCUUUUACCCUUGGUCGUGGAUAUCGCAGGCACUCCUGUUCCAGAGAGUGCGCAAGGGCUUCUGGAAGGUCGCGAUCCGGAUACCGAUUUCAGAGUCGUGUCGACCAGUACUGCAGGCCACCAAUUGCACUCUUCUGACAACGCUUCCUUGAACGUGCUCAGCGAAGGCGGUGGAAGGAUUGAAGAAUUGUUCAUGUCCUCCGCACAUGCAAAGUUCUACACCGCCAUCAAUACUGUCUUGAUUGCCCCCUGCAUCGUCGGCAAAUCAACCAUGUUCCGCAAAUCCCAUCUCGACAGUCUUACUAAUGGCCAAGGCAUUGAUUUCUUCUCUGAAAACAUCUGCGAGGACCAUUUGAUUGGCGAUCUACUCUGGAAAGGCAAAAUCCCUGAAGAAGAAAGAGGUGAGAAGUGGGGCAAGCAUGCGCAGGUCUUUGGCGAUCUGGCUAUUCAACCAAUGGCUGGUAUGAGUGUGGCUGAAUAUAUCGCUCGUCGCAGCAGAUGGCUUCGAGUGCGCAAGUUUACAGUUACUUUGGCGACGCUGGUGGAGCCUGGCACCGAAAGCUUUUUGUGCUCGUUCUAUGGUGCUUUUGCCUUCACCACACUCCCCUUNUUCCACAACACUCUGGGUGUACCGCAGACAUGGACGGCAUUUGCAAUGUUCUGGCUAUUCAGCGUCUGCAUAUGGUGUUUUGUGGACUGGACACUCUACUGCAAACUACACUCUUGCGCCUCCGUCCAAGUCGACGAAAACACACCUGCAUUUGCGCGGCCACCUAAGAACGGUAGACGACGACCUUUUCUUGUGUGGUUGUUUGCGUGGCUGGCGCGAGAGACUUUAGCAUUGCCGAUUUGGACUUGGGCAGUCUAUGGUGGUGUUACGGUAGUUUGGAGGGGCAAGAAGUUGUGGGUGGGUAUGGAUAUGAAGGUUCAUGAGAUCAAGGGUGAUGGCAGUUCUGCUGCAAGCGCAGUAGAUGCUUUAAAGGCGAGGACAGAUUAG